Messenger RNA from Penicillium taxi, 285 nucleotides. RefSeq lists its product as uncharacterized. The record is from RefSeq and is a predicted model, not a curated record. Lineage: Eukaryota; Fungi; Ascomycota; Eurotiomycetes; Eurotiales; Aspergillaceae. The coding region runs from base 1 to 285 and encodes 94 amino acids. Gene Ontology annotation, cellular component: mitochondrion. The transcript has 4 exons. Gene Ontology annotation, biological process: negative regulation of ATP-dependent activity. Gene Ontology annotation, molecular function: ATPase inhibitor activity.
AUGUUCCGCCAAGCAAUCACCCGGCCUGUCAUGGCUGCCAAUCGUGCCAUCUCUCAGCGAUCUUUCUCGGUUGCUCUUCCCCGUAUGGCCGAGGGCGACACUGGUGCCCCUCGUAGCUCUGGUGAUUCCUUCACCAAGCGUGAGGCUGCCCAGGAGGCUCUUUACAUCCGUGAGAAGGAACUUGAGAAGCUUCGUACCCUGAAGGCUAAGAUCGGCGAUCAACGAAAGCACCUCGAUGAGCUGGAGGCUCACAUUGAGGCACUUACCAAUGAGUCCAAGCGUUAA